CGUCACCUUGUGGACCUGUUAACGGAUCCAGCAGAAGCCCUGCCGUGCACAUGCGGCCAACGCCAAACUCGUGCUUUGUUUGAGUGGGCCGAAAACCUUGAAUUACCCUGCCGCUACCAAAAAUUACAUUCGAAGCAGCCGCUAUUUGCUUUUUGCUCUAUGGUUUUGGACUGGGCGCGUGAUGGGCGAACGCGGGGUAAUGUUCUCGUUUUCCACGGCGGUCCCGGAUGUGGCAAGUCGUGGUGGUUGGCGAUAAUAAAAGGCAUUGUUGGCUUAUGGUCCAGACCCAUUGAAUACCUGUCCGAUGGUUCUUAUAUUAAUUCACACCGUUAAACUCAGCCAUAGUCUGCGUCGAUUGUAUUUAUGACAUAUAUCGCUAAUCUUGGAGCGGUGCUACACGAUUCCGUCGUCGCAUACCAACUAUCCGUGGGUUCCACUGGCGUCG
Molecule: messenger RNA, 445 nt
Organism: Amoebophrya sp. A25
Lineage: Eukaryota; Dinophyceae; Syndiniales; Amoebophryaceae
Source: the annotation of a GenBank genome assembly